Molecule: messenger RNA, 1184 nt
Organism: Colias croceus (clouded yellow)
Lineage: Eukaryota; Metazoa; Arthropoda; Insecta; Lepidoptera; Pieridae
Product: elongation of very long chain fatty acids protein 4-like
Exons: 7
Coding region: 118-999 (293 amino acids)
Biological process (GO): very long-chain fatty acid biosynthetic process; sphingolipid biosynthetic process; fatty acid elongation, saturated fatty acid
Cellular component (GO): endoplasmic reticulum membrane
Molecular function (GO): fatty acid elongase activity
Source: RefSeq, a predicted model, not a curated record
GGUGCGCUUGCGCAGUUGACCGCUAUACCUUGAGACCGCGGGUCGACAUAGAUCGCGAGUGUUUUGUGUGUGUUGUGCUUUAUUUAUUAUUUAUUUUAGGUAUCGUAAAAGCUAGAAAUGGCGACGUUAGUUAAUUCAACGCAGAGUGUUUUUAAAGACACAUACGACUAUUAUUUAUGGACUUUAUCAUUAUCAGACAAACGUACAGAAGGCUGGCCUCUAGUCGACUCGCCGCUCCCCACAUUCGUGUACACCCUCCUCUACCUCUUCAUAGUGUGGAUCGGGCCUAAGCUCAUGAAGAACAGACGGCCGUUCAAACUAACCUGGCUGUUAGUGCCGUAUAACUUGGCAAUGGCUGCACUGAACGCGUAUAUAGCUGUACGGUUGUUAACGGCGUCGUUUCGGUUGCGGUAUAGCUACAUAUGCGAACCGUGUAGGCAGAAGUAUGACCCGGAUGAGUUGCAAAUAGCGGACGCAGUGUGGUGGUAUUACUUCUCGAAGCUUCUAGAAUUCUGCGACACAUUCUUCUUUAUUCUACGGAAGAAAGAUGAGCAGCUGACCUUCUUGCACGUAUAUCAUCACUCCACUAUGUUUUCCUUCUGGUGGAUCGGAAUCAAAUGGGUGCCUAGUGGAUCAACAUUCCUACCAGCGAUGGUAAACAGCGGUAUCCACGUUCUCAUGUAUACUUACUACGGACUAUCCGUCUUCGGCCCGACAGUCAGCCAGUACUUGUGGUGGAAGAAGUACUUGACUAUCUUACAAUUGAUCCAGUUCACCUGUGCCCUGAUCCUGGGCAUAAACGGCAUCAGGACCGGCUGCGAGUUCCCCCUCUGGAUGCACUACGUCCUCAUCAUCUACAUGAUCUCUUUCAUUGUACUCUUUGGAAACUUCUACAUGAAGGCGUAUAUGGCUAAGGGAAGCAAAUGCAUGGAAGUCAGAUACGGACAGUGCCUCGACGACGAAGAAACAAUCGCAGCAAGGAAAUUAAAGAAUAACUAACGUUUAAUUAUAUUUAUAUACGUAAUUUAUUCAAAUAGUCGAUAAUGUAGUUGUAAGAGCUCUCUCAUACCAUUGUAAUGUAUGUAAUAAAUAGUUGUUGAGUUUAAUAUUGGUUUUAUUAUAUUAGUGUGUGAAUUGCUGCUUUUCAUUUAGGUUAUGUAUUGAGAAAUUAUUACACAUAUUAG